This is a messenger RNA of Anastrepha obliqua, 2115 nucleotides long. RefSeq lists its product as uncharacterized. Bases 199 to 1830 code for a protein of 543 amino acids. Lineage: Eukaryota; Metazoa; Arthropoda; Insecta; Diptera; Tephritidae. The record is from RefSeq and is a predicted model, not a curated record. Gene Ontology annotation, molecular function: mRNA binding. The transcript is spliced from 5 exons. Gene Ontology annotation, cellular component: nucleus.
AACUCUAUCUUUCAGUCGGCGUUAGAAGAUCAAAGUGCGUAAUUUUUCACAGAAAACGCGAAUUUCAAUAGAAAAAUAAAAUAAAAGAGUGGAAAGCCCAUUGUUUUCGAAGUUUUGGUCAUUUUAAUGACUUGAUUUCUAGAAAUGUUAAUGGCUUAGUAGUUUUUAAAACAUCGAGCACAUUUAAAUUACAAAAAAAUGUCUGCCCUAUCAGAGUUAUCAAGUUGUGCUUCUUCGGGCAGCUGCAGUUCUCCAGGCACACUGUCUUCAUCUUUGUCGUCAUGCUCGCCCAGUCGUAAUGUUUUUACUGCGGAGGAACUUCUCGAAAAGGCAGCGUCAUUGCCAGCCAUACUGGAGAAUGGACGUAAAGUAUUCGGACCGCCAUUAGGUUUUGUCGGUCCGCGUCCUUCUUACCUAUGCGAGCUAUACGUAGCGAAUUUACCCAAGUCACUGGACGAAGUGCGCUUCCUAGCCUGGCUCUAUCGUUGCGGUGAGUUGUAUGAAGUGCGUUUGAUGAUGGAAUCAUUUAGUAUGUCCCGUGGCUAUGCAUUUGUACGUUACACCCAGGAGCAUGAAUCGUUAGCCGCAUACGAAUUAUUGAAAUUUGUAUAUGUUGACGGUGAACGACUUAGUGUCUAUCGCUCUCAAGGUAAAAAUCGCCUCUACGUAAGCAAUAUUCCGAAACACUUGCCAUUGCCAUCACUGGAAGCUGGCUUCAAAAACACAUUCCGUGACAUGGAACGUUGCACAGCACAUGCGUCAUCAGCUGCUGAUUCCAUAAGGGGUGAGCUAAAUCGUGGAUUUGCGUUUAUUGAGUUUUAUGAUCACGAAACGGCGCUUCAGGCAAAAAAGCGUACAACGCCAGGACGCAUGCGUAUGUGGGGAUACGACUUGAAAGUACAGUGGGCGAAACCGAAAUCGUUGGAGCUAAAUUCUAGCAGCAGUGAGGAACAGAAGAAAAGGCGUUCAAUGGGACAGCUGGUGAGUGGACAAAAUGAUUACUGUGCCAAAUUACGCCUGUUCUGUUUGGCUAAUAACUGGUGCAUACCGUUGGUGGUUUAUGGGCGUUGCUUGCGCGAAAAAGGCAUUCAGUAUGGCGGCAUAUUACUGAAAGAUGCGAUGAGUGGCGAGUUCAGUUGCAUUUUAAUGGAGGUGGCGGUAGAGCGCGAAAUUCAAGACGUUCACGUUGCAAUGUGCGAAGUUGCAAUGCAACUGAUUGAAGAAAAUGCUGGGUUUCCGAAAAACCACUAUGUCGUUCGAUUGUUAAGUGGAUUUCGAGCAGCAAUAGUGUAUAGCUGCUGCAACAAUACGAAUCUUUCGGCUCAUUUAGCGCGUUGUGCUGCACACUUUGAUAGUUUGGCUUCUAUAGCCGAGUUAGCAGCCGCCUUGCAAGUAUUGGCUCAGUACUCGACAGAAUUAAUUUUGAAUAUUUAUAAAAGAAGUUUCCUGGUGUUGCAAAGCUGCAUAUCACUUAAACGGGAUGGCAGUAUAGCGAAUUUUUACGGCAUUUUUCCGAAAUUUCGCAACAAUCCGCCACUUAACCACGGUUUCAACGACAUCGAAAUAACGCUUAUUGUUUCCAAUGUUACGUUUGAAAGCGAUCAUCAUGCGUGCCCUGCCGAAGGCACAGAUAUGCAACAGUACACCGGGAGAAAACAGCACUGCCUGUUGCUGAAAUCACAACGUGUACGAAAUGCUGACGGUUACACUUUGCGCUACGUGGAUUUGGAUCAGUUAGAAAAUCGUGAAUUUUACCAUCUCGAACAGCGAAUCAAUGUUUCGCCAAUUUGGAUUGCAGGCCAAUCAUAUCAAAAAACGAUUUUCAAGUAGAUAUUUUUUCAGCUUUCAAUUAUUGUAUUUAUUUGUAUUGAAAGUGAAGUUAAUUUUUUACUUAAAGCGCGUGAACAAUUUAUUUAUAAUAUGAAUUAUGUAUUAAAUUUUAUUAUUUAACGAUUACGUCUCGCAAAGCCGCAUAUGAAAUGUGUGGGUAAUACAAAUGCAAAUGCCAAUUAUGUUUGAAUGUCAUAAUUAUGUAAAAGUUUCAGCUUCCACAAAAUUUUAAUAAAUCAUAAGUGCUAAAUGUUUGAAUAAAACGAUUUCUUUUGAAUAUAACAA